CAUGGAAGAAGAGAUGGAAAAGCAACUACCCGUUUUGGACGAGUUGGUUACCAGAACAGUGGAAGACGAAUUACAAACGUCAGUUUACAGAAAAGCAGCACACACCGAUCAACUCCUGAACUUCAACAGCCAUCACCCUAAGUAUCACAAUAUAAACUGUAUAAGGACCCUGUUUCGUAGGAUAGAAUCGUAUUGCCAUACUGUGGAGGCAAAACGAAAGGAAGUGAAACAUCUGUUUAUGUCUUUCAUUCGCAACGGCUACCCACGCAGUUUCAUCCGAAGACAUCUAAACCGAAGGAGCAAAACUACCGCACCUACACCAACAACGGCGAAAAGCAUCGCCUUGCCGUACAUCGAAAAUGUAACGGAAAAGACAGCCAGACUCCUCAAGUCGCGGAAACUGAUGAUAGCUCACAUACCAACUGCGACUUUGAAGGGAAUCUUAUCUAGAUCUAAAGAAAAACUAGGCACACCAACGCCGAAAUGUGGUCUACAGGAUAUGGUGCAUGGACUGUGUGCUAGACUAUGUGGGUCAAACGGGCAGAAAACUAUCUACAAGACUACAAGUGCACUAGCGUGCAUGCAGCUAUCAUUACGUAUCAUCACAGAUCUCAGCGCAUCUCGAUGAGGAAACAUACAACGUUAAUUGGGACAACACAGAAAAUGCUGGCGCACGGAGGGAUAAGAAAUAGAAGAGAAUUCUUUGAGGCAUAGUUCUCUAGGGAGUAUUCAGAGAGCCUCCACAUUGACCUCGAUCCAGCGUACCUACAACUGAUAAAGCGUGAAACUGUGCUGCCGAAAAUCUAACAAACGUAGGUCACGGGACACAGAUUUAGGAG
This is a messenger RNA of Dicrocoelium dendriticum, 839 nucleotides long. NCBI's taxonomy places the organism in Eukaryota, Metazoa, Platyhelminthes, Trematoda, Plagiorchiida, Dicrocoeliidae. The record is from the annotation of a GenBank genome assembly.